Molecule: messenger RNA, 1092 nt
Organism: Nanorana parkeri
Lineage: Eukaryota; Metazoa; Chordata; Amphibia; Anura; Dicroglossidae
Gene: MAK16
Product: MAK16 homolog
Exons: 10
Coding region: 117-1037 (306 amino acids)
Biological process (GO): maturation of LSU-rRNA; maturation of 5.8S rRNA
Cellular component (GO): nucleolus; preribosome, large subunit precursor
Source: RefSeq, a predicted model, not a curated record
GGCGGAAGUCACGUUGGAGAUGCGGCUUCUUCUCGCGAGAAUUGUGCCUUGUAGAUGGCUGCGUGCUGAGGCCGUACACGUGUGAUACCGGAGGAGUGUAGUGUGAGGCCGGAGAGAUGCAGCACGAUGAUGUGAUCUGGGACAUUGUGGGGAACAAGCAGUUCUGCUCCUUCAAGAUAAAAACUAAAACUCAGAACUUCUGCCGGAAUGAAUACAACAUCACUGGUCAGUGUAACCGCUCCUCCUGUCCCCUCGCCAACAGCCAGUAUGCCACCAUUAAAGAGGAGAAAGGCAUCUGCUUCCUGUACAUGAAGGCAAUAGAAAGAGCGGCGUUCCCGGCCCGGAUGUGGGAGAAGGUGCGACUGAGCAAGAACUAUGAGCAGGCUCUGGAACAGAUCGAUGAAAACCUCAUCUACUGGCCGCGAUUCAUCAGACAUAAGUGCAAGCAGAGAUUUACCAAGAUCACUCAGUACCUGAUCCGCAUCCGCAAACUCACUCUCAAGAGGCAGAGGAAACUCGUCCCGUUAAGCCGGAAAGUAGAAAGAAGAGAAAGGAGGAGAGAAGAGAAAGCCCUGAUAGCUGCUCAGUUGGACAACGCUAUAGAGAAAGAGCUACUCGAGCGUCUAAAGCAAGGAACGUAUGGAGAUAUUUACAACUUCCCCAUCCAAGCCUUUGACAAAGCUCUGGAGCAGCAGGAAGCCGGAAGUGAAUCGGAGUCCUCGGAAGAAGAAGCAGAGGAUGAAGAUGAAGAGAGUGGUAAGAGAGAGUUUGUGGAAGAUGACGAGGUCGAAGAAAGCGACGUCAGUGAUUUUGAGGACAUGGAAAAAUUAGGUGCUGGCAGCGAUGAGGAAAACGAAUCUGAUGAAGAAGAGUCAUCAGAAGAAGAAGAGGAGGAGGAGGGGGAAAAGGCAAAGAAUACAAAAGGAAAGUCAAAAGGCAAAGCUCCUGUGAAAGGACCAUUGCGGAAGAAGCGAGCGUAUGUGGAAAUAGAAUAUGAACAAGAGACUGAGCCACAGCAGAAAGUUAAAUCUACUUGACCGGGACUGUUCUCUGAACUGUUUUUGUUUUCUAAAUAAAUCCUUUACCCACAUA